GGUGAUGAAGAGCAUACUAUUGUAUGUGAUGAAUGUCAAUAUUAUUUUCAUUUCUAUUGUUUAUCGCCUCCAAUCACGGAACUUCCAAGUGAUGAAUGGUAUUGUCGAGAUUGUAAACAUAAAAAUGAAGGGGUUGUAAUAGCUGGGCAAGGAUUGGAUCUUAAAAAGUCAAGAAAAUCAAAAAUGCCAUCGGCUACUCAAACCAAGAAAUGGGGAGGAGGUAUGGCUUGUGUCGGGCAAUCCAAAAAAUGCGAAAUAGUGGAUCCCGACCACUUUGGACCAAUCCCAGGCGUCCCAGUUGGAUCGUCUUGGAAAUACAGGAUAUUUUGUUCUGAAGCAGGAGUUCAUCGUCCACCCGUUGCUGGUAUUGCUGGAAAGUCCAGCGUUGGCUCCGUUUCUAUUGUACUUAGUGGUGGAUACCCUGAAGAUACAGACUAUGGUGACGAAUUUUACUAUACUGGAAGUGGUGGUCGAGAUCUCAAGACCGGUAAUAAACGAAUUGCAGCUCAGACAUUUGAUCAAAUUUUGAAUAAAAAUAAUGAAGCUUUAGCCAGGACUUGCGAUACUACGAUUGAUAAUAUAAAUGGAGGCAUUGCGAAAAACUGGAAAAAGAGCUUACCGGUUCGAGUUUGUCGCUCCUCAAAAUUAGCAAAGCAUAAUCCAAAAUUCGCACCAGAAGAAGGGAUUAGAUAUGAUGGAAUCUAUAAGCUG
This is a messenger RNA of Funneliformis mosseae, 711 nucleotides long. Lineage: Eukaryota; Fungi; Glomeromycota; Glomeromycetes; Glomerales; Glomeraceae. The record is from the annotation of a GenBank genome assembly.